Messenger RNA from Aspergillus sclerotioniger CBS 115572, 560 nucleotides. RefSeq lists its product as uncharacterized. The transcript has a single exon. The record is from RefSeq and is a predicted model, not a curated record. Bases 1 to 531 code for a protein of 176 amino acids. Lineage: Eukaryota; Fungi; Ascomycota; Eurotiomycetes; Eurotiales; Aspergillaceae.
AUGUGGUGUCUCUUAUUUCCACUGCUUUUUGGGUUUGUGAUGCUCGGCGGAAGAAGUUCCUAUCAUGGACCAGACACUAUAGCAGCAGAUCAAAAGCAAUUUAUUUUUGCUAACAAGGUCAUAUUUGGUAUUGAGGUUUCGCAACUUUGGUACCCAUUGAUGAAGACAUAUUCCGGUAUUAUGUUACUUUUGCCCGGAUGGAUAUGUGGAUUUAAUGUCUGUGUCGAUGUUUCAAUUUCCGGCAUUGAGGUGUUGGAAAACCAUGUUCCGAAACCUUCAUACUUCCAUUCAUGGCGUGACGCACACAUCAACGAAAAUAUACCCCUUAUGGUAUCUAAAAGAGCCAAGAAGGCCAAAAGCGAAAUGUGGCCCAGAUCUUCCACGUCAGUCACCACAUUCAACGAUGAUAAGAAAAGGAUCAAGAUCAACAUGCAACAAUCCAUCUCUGCUCCUAUUGCCUGCGUGCUCGCCUGCCUUCAUCCAAAAGAAUGGAAACAGUGGAUUCUUGGAUUUUUGGUCUUUGGGUCCUGAGAAUGGGUGGUGAAGCCCUAGACAUCAGU